This is a messenger RNA of Aquila chrysaetos chrysaetos, 1720 nucleotides long. It is a transcript of the gene ZNG1A, whose product is annotated as COBW domain-containing protein 1-like. The record is from RefSeq and is a predicted model, not a curated record. The transcript has 16 exons. Lineage: Eukaryota; Metazoa; Chordata; Aves; Accipitriformes; Accipitridae. Gene Ontology annotation, cellular component: cytoplasm. Bases 35 to 1258 code for a protein of 407 amino acids.
UGAGGGCCAAGGCGCAGGCGCUGAGGGGAGGUGCAUGACCGCGCUGCGUCCUAGGCGCUGCCGCCCGGGCCGGGCUGGGCCCGUGCGUGGGCUGCGUGACGUCGGUCGGCCGCGGCUGCGCCGGGCUGCGGGGGCCCGCGCUCUCAUGGAGGACGAAGACUGCCCCGACCUGGUCCCGAUAGACGCCGGCGGCGCGGAGGAGACCCAGUCCAGCCCCAGCAGCAAGAUCCCCGUGACGAUCAUCACGGGGUACUUGGGAGCUGGGAAAACAACUCUUCUAAAUUACAUACUGACAGAACAGCAUAACAAAAGAAUAGCAGUUAUUCUGAAUGAGUUUGGCGAAGGAAGUGCCUUGGAGAAAUCCCUGGCAAUCAGUCAAGGGGGAGAACUCUAUGAAGAAUGGCUGGAGCUCAGAAAUGGCUGCCUGUGCUGUUCAGUAAAGGACAAUGGUGUGAAGGCUAUUGAGAACCUGAUGCAAAGGAGAGGAAAAUUUGACUAUAUAUUGUUAGAAACAACUGGUUUGGCAGAUCCAGGAGCUGUGGCCUCCAUGUUCUGGGUUGAUUCUGAGCUGGGAAGUGACAUCUAUCUUGAUGGUAUUGUAUCUGUUGUUGAUGCAAAGCAUGGAUUGCAGCACUUGACAGAGGAAAAGCCAGAAGGUCUUGUCAAUGAAGCAUCUCGGCAGGUUGCAUUAGCUGAUCUUAUAAUCAUCAAUAAAACAGAUUUGGUUUCAGGGGAAGAACUGAAUAAAGUCAGAACAUCUGUCAGGUCAAUAAAUGGACUUGUUAAAAUUCUAGAGACACAAAGAUCAAGAGUUGAUCUCUCCAAUGUCUUGGACCUGCAUGCUUUUGACAGCUUAUCUGGAAUAAGUUUGCAGAAAAAGCUUGAGCAUGUAAAGACAACACAUGCACAUCUAGAUAAGGGCAUAGUUACAGUAACAUUUGAAGUUCCAGGAAAUAUAAAAGAAGAAGACUUAAAUCUCUUUAUUCAGAAUCUUCUGUGGGAGAAGAAUGUGAAAGAUAAGACUGGGCACACUAUGGACGUCAUAAGACUGAAGGGACUGGUAUCUAUUCAAGGCAAAUCUCAUCAGGUGAUAGUCCAAGGUGUCCAUGAGCUCUAUGAUCUGGAAGAGACUGCAGUAGCCUGGAAAGAAGACGAAAAGAGAACAAAUAGAUUGGUCCUAAUUGGCAGGAACUUGGAUAAGGAGACCAUCAAAGAAGUAUUCAUAGCUACUGUGAGAGAGAAACAAGGAAUCAGUUGACAUCAAACUACAAAAAAGAUUAAAUAUCUGUGCUUAACCCUGCAAACUUUUUAUGACAGAGAGACCGAAUGACAUGCAGUAUAGUAGUUUCUUUUUCCUCUUGCAGUUUACACAACAGUUAAUCCCUGAAAUCCUCCUAAGAAUCCCAGCUGAUAUACUGCUUAAAAAUUAGCUUUUAUGUCUAGAAUCAAACACAAAGAAUUCUGCCCUUUUGGAUUUAGCUUACAUUAUCUCAGUGACACCGUUUACCUGUGCAGAAGCACAGACAGGCAAAAAGCUGUUGUUUAUGCUGUACGUGAAGUAUUACAGUAGGAAUAUGGUAAACAGGUUUGAAGCCUAGUGCUUUCUCCAGCUAACUCUCUUUUACUACUGGAAAUGAAGCAACAGUGAUUAUUGCCAGAGAUGUAAUCACAGUAAAAAGUAUUUAGUGUUUACUAUUAAACUGUCUUCCAUCUCUUUCCA